This is a messenger RNA of Thunnus maccoyii (southern bluefin tuna), 2063 nucleotides long. RefSeq names its product tetratricopeptide repeat protein 24. The transcript is spliced from 14 exons. The record is from RefSeq and is a predicted model, not a curated record. Lineage: Eukaryota; Metazoa; Chordata; Actinopteri; Scombriformes; Scombridae. Gene Ontology annotation, molecular function: protein binding. The coding region runs from base 293 to 1915 and encodes 540 amino acids.
AAUCACCUUAAAUUAGUUUGUAGUUCAGUCUGAAUUUAAUACUGUUUAAACUCCUCGCGAUCUCUCCCACGUUACCAUAGCAACGGAGUCAAACAACUUUAGCCAGUAGAACCUUUAGCCGCUUCACUCAUUAAAGUCAAAAGAAUUUUACUUUAUAAGAGACAGAGAACAGUUAGUUACACAUUCAGGUUACCUGUCAGUUAGGUUCACAUUUAACAGCGUGUCUUCAUCAUCAUCAUCAUCUUCACCUGGAAACGACGGCGUCCAGGUUGAGUCGUCCUGCAGGUCCGACAUGGCGUCUGAUGCGAGCCCUGCAGGUGAGGAGGAGCAGGUGAGGAAGAAGAGGAGGAAGAGGAGGGAGGGGAGGAGGAAGGCUGCGGAUGUCUCUGAGGAUCAGACGGCAGACAUCGAGGAGUUAACAUGUCGGGGACACCGAGCUCUGCAGGAGGGACGGACAGAAGACGCUCUGAGCUGCUUCAAGAACGCUCUGAAGGCCGCAGAGGAGCUGCAGGACUCUCGGGUCCUGGCGGUCUGCUCCUUUAAUCUGGGUGCAGCCUACGUGGAGGCGGGCAGACCUCAGAAGGGUCUGGACUUCCUGCGGAGAGCUCAGCCCGGUCCGAAGGCCCAGCGCCUCCCGGACCUCCAGUUCAACCUGGCCUUGGCCCACAAUGCACUGGGGCAGAGCCGAGAGGCUGCCGCCUACUUCCUGCAGGCUGCUCAGCUGUACAGGUCGCAGGGAGACGGAGGCAGCGAAGGAGACGCCUGCAUGGAGAUGAGCCGCUGCUACAGCCGAGACCAGGACUGGUCUCUGGCGGUUCAGGGUUUCCUGCGGGCGGCUGAGAGCUACAGAGUGGCAGCCAUGUUGGAUUCUGCAGCCAGCGCCCUCAAAGAGGCAGGAAGACAUAUGAUCCAAUCAGAUCAGUUCAGCCAGGGUGACAUCAUUGGCGUGCUGACAGAGUGUCUGACUUUGACGGACAGCGUCACUGAUCCAAGGACUUUGGGUGAGCUGUACCUGUCAGUGGGCGUGUCUUACUGCCGGCUCAGGUGCUUCAAGGAGGCGGUGGCGUGUUUCCAGCAGGCUCUGGGCCCCGCCUCUCAGCGGCCCCCACUGCUGGCCAACGUGCUGCACAACCUGGGGGCCGCCCUCAACUCUGUGGGCCGCUUCACUGCUGCGGCGGGCUACCACAGGCUAGCUGCCGGACUCUACGGCUCUCUGGGUUGCCGUGGCGACCAGGCUCGGUGUUUCAGUAACUUGGCGUUUGCCUGCAGUCAGCUGGGUGAGGAGGAGGAGGCAGCAGAGAGCUUCAUCCACGCUCUGCAGGGCUUCAGAGACACCGUCUGUGUCUCUGCAGAGGACCACAGCGCUCAGGUGCAGGUGUGUGAGUCGUUAGCAGACUGUUACCUGAAGCAGAGGAAGCAGCAGAAAGCUAUUCAGCUCUAUAAGCAGGCUCUGACUGCUCUGUCUCACUGCAAGGAGAGUUCUGGUUCUGUUCGAGAUCGUCUGGUGGAGCGUCUGACUGCAGCUCUGCAGCAGAGUCUGACUGUCAGUCUGCAGAGGCCACGCCCACUCAGGCCACACCCACACAGCCCACCUGUCAGACAGCAUGGCAGGAAGUCUGACAUCACACAGAGUCCAGGUACAGCGUCCAAUCAGCAACCAGACAGGAGGAGGGGGGAGGAGCCAGAACAGGAAGCAGCGGAGCAUUGUGGGUCAGCAGGGGGCGGAGCCACUGAAGGACCAGAGUACACAGCACCUGAACUGCACAGUUCAGACCAGCUGCAGCACAGUGAGCUGUGGUCGGACAGACAGAACCCUCAGACUGACAGUGACACCUCAUUGGCCCAGGACGCAGAGGCUCCGCCCCCCGAGCCCCUUGUGUCCAGGUGGCGGUCUCGGUUCUGCUCGCUGAUGUAGACUCUGCAGGUCACACGGACAGGAUGACAUCACAGCCUCCGCUAAAAAUGAUUCUGAAUGGACUCAAUGGACUCUGGAGCUUUUGACUGUAUCACAUAGUCUUCAUCAUGAUUCUGAUCUCUUGUCCAUUAAACACACAGCAAAGUUA